Molecule: messenger RNA, 2003 nt
Organism: Brachypodium distachyon (stiff brome)
Lineage: Eukaryota; Viridiplantae; Streptophyta; Magnoliopsida; Poales; Poaceae
Product: peptide-N4-(N-acetyl-beta-glucosaminyl)asparagine amidase A-like
Exons: 1
Coding region: 57-1817 (586 amino acids)
Cellular component (GO): vacuole
Source: RefSeq, a predicted model, not a curated record
CUUCACGAGGACGGACACAGUCACACAGAUCGUACGUGCAAAUCACCAAUCACACCAUGCCUGCUUCCUCUGCUCCCCGCACCCUCCUCCUCUGCUCCUGCUUCCUCACUCUGCUCUUCCACUCCACCGCCGCUUCGCCGCGCGGCCUUCGCUUCUCGGCCGAGGACAUCGAUGCGGCGGCGCUGCCGGCUUCAAACCGGGCCAGCACCAGCCGCAGCAGCAGCAAGGCCAAGUCUACCUUCUUCGAGGUUAGCCGGCCGAUCCACCCGCCGCGGGGCAGCCGCGGGCCCUGCUCCACGCUCCUCCUGUCCCACUCCUUCGCGUCCACGUUCAACAAACCGCCCAUCACCGCCGCCUACUCGCCGCCGGCCUGCCUUCCCGCCGCAGGCGCCGGGGAUGUCUCCUUCGCCGUCCUCGAGUGGACCGCCGAGUGCCACGGCGUCCAGUACGGCCGCACCUACGGCGUCUGGCUCGGCGGGGUGGAGCUCCUCCGCGGAAGCACCGCGGAGCCGCGCCCCGGCGGCGUGACGUGGUCCGUGCACAAGGACGUCACCAAGUACUCGUCGCUCCUCUCGGCCGGCAACUCCACGCUCACCGUGUACCUCGGCAACCUCAUCGACGACAACUACAACGGCGUCUACGACGCCAAUCUCACCCUCCACCUCUACUUCCGGGGAUCCGCCGCCGCCGCCGCCGCCGCCGCCGACCGGUCGCCGUCCACGGCCGCGCAGGCUCCUGCGGACCUGAUCCUGCCCGUGUCGAGAAGCCUUCCUGUGGACGACGGGCUGUGGUUCGUGGUCCAGAACACCACCGACAUCGAGUCCGCGCCGGUCGCCGUGCCGGCCAACGCGUACCGCGCGGUGCUCGAGGUCUGCGUGUCGUCGCACGGCUUCGACGAGGCGUGGUACAUGAACACGCCGGCGGAGAACGGGCCGUUCCGCGAGGUCACCGUGCUGCUGGACGGCGACGUGGUGGGCGCCGUGUGGCCGUUCCCGGUGAUCUACACGGACGGCAUCAACCCGCUCAUCUGGCGCCCCAUCACCGGCAUUGGCUCCUUCAACAUGCCCACCUACGACAUCGAGCUCACGCCGUUCCUGGGCAAGCUUCUGGACGGCAAGGCGCACGAGGUCGGGUUCGCGGUGACCAACGCGCAGAGGUUCUGGUACGUGAACGCCAACCUCCACCUCUGGCUGGACCCCAAGAGCUCCGUCACCACGGGCGGCCUCGUCUCCUACGACGCGCCGAAGCUGGCCGGCAGCAUCGUGGGGCACUCCAAGGACGGCUUCGACGGGGAGUACCGCGCCUCGGCGAGCCGGAACAUCUCGGCCACAGGGUGGGUCAUGAGCUCCACCCAUGGCUACGUCACCACGAGCUUCACCCAGCGGCUGGUGUUCGCGAACACGAACGUGGUGAGCCACAAAGGGGACGCGCAGGACAUCAACCAGACCAUCGACGCGCGCACGGAGGUGGCCGGCGCGUACUACGCGCAGCGGGUGCACCAGAGCUUCCCGCUCUACAUCUUCCAGGGCGCCGACGGCAGCGGCUCGAACCAGCGGCUGACGCGGCGUGUGGAGAUCGGGUUCGUGGAGACCCGCGAGGGGCCGGCCAAGACGAGCACGCUGCGGAACAUGCAGAAGGCGGAGGCGGAGCUGGUGAUGCGGGCCGACAAGGAGGCCGGCGCGUCGUGGCGGAUGCACCAGGUGUACAGCUACGGCGCCAGCAACGGCGCCUGCUACGUCAGGAACGUCACCAGCGUCGGCUACGACGUGCUCUUCGACCAUUACGACGCGUCCUGCGGCGGGGCGAGCCGACGUUGACGCCUGGAUUUAGCAAGUGUAGAUGACCGCCGGGAUAACGGCCGGAAGGGACCCCGGUGCAGACUGUAAUGGGGACAGAUGCGGGCCCUCGUAGUUUCCUUUAGUCCUUGCGUGUUAUGAUGUGUCCUUUCGUGCCCUUAGCUAUGAAUAAGAACAAUGAUCUGAUACUCCCUCCGUUUCUUGAAA